AUGUCCGAAACAAGAGAUCAUGUUGCUGUUCGAAUUGACAAUAUACUUCUUGACUUGCCUUGUACACCCUCGAAGCCUUCAAUCUUUAGAGUCGAUGACGAUUUACGCAGAUUGAAUGAGAAUCUUUAUGAUCCAAAAGUACUUGCAAUAGGUCCUCUUCACCAUGGUAAAGAGCAAGUAUGCAAGAUGGAGCAGCAUAAAUUCAGAUCGUUGGAAGAAAAUGCGCGCAAGUGUUAUGCCGAACAUGUCAACUUUGACCAAGAUGAGUUUGUGGAGAUGCUGAUUCUUGAUGGAUUCUUCAUCAUUGAGUUACUUCGUAAACAUGGAAUCGAAGAAUUCAGGGACAAAGACGACACUAUUUUUCAAUACAAACAGAUUCUCAGCCGGUUGCGUCAUGAUUUAUUUUUGGUUGAAAAUCAAAUUCCAUUGUUUAUUCUUGAUCAAUUGUUCAGCAUGACGAGAACUGGAAAUCCAGACGAUAAUAUCAACUAUCUAAUCCAUCUUUUUAUUGAUGAUAUUUCCCCAUGGACUGAGGUUUCAGAAGUAACCUUAAAAUUACCAAUCAAGAAUGUAGACCACCUUCUUGGCCUAGUAUACAAGAUUUGGUGUUCAUCAUUCGCCAAGAUGGUGUCAUUUAGACCUGUUAAAACUGAAGAAGAUAAAUUUCGUACUGUAAAUUCUACCAAUGAGCUGCAAGAGGCUGGAAUCAAGUUUGAAAAAGAUUCGAAAAGUAAUGGUUUAGAUAUUAAAUUCAGCAAAGGGGUUAUGAAAAUCCCAGGUUUGCAUGUUUCGGAUGAGUCAGAGACACUCUUCAGAAAUUUGAUAGCAUACGAACACUGCUUUCCUGAUGAUGAUCCAAAAUAUAUCACAGACUACGCAUUCUUUAUGCAUUGUCUCAUUAAUUCCUCAAAGGAUGUGGAAGCAUUACGCCGUGUUGGAAUCAUUACCAAUUUUCUAGGUGAUGAUGGAAUGGUUUACCACAUGUUCAAUCGAAUAGGCAGAAAUAUCCCGAUGUCUUCUGAUUUUUGCUACAAACAAGUAUUUGAAGAAGUGAAUAGGCAUUGUGGUCAUCGCCCGAACAGAUGGAUGGCGAACUUAAGGCGUAACUACUUCAAUACCCCGUGGGCUUUUGUUUCUUUUUUUGCUGCUGUUAUGUUGCUCAUCUUUACAUUUACACAGACUGUAUUUUCUGUUCUAUCCUAUAAAAAGUGA
This is a messenger RNA of Fraxinus pennsylvanica, 1212 nucleotides long. NCBI's taxonomy places the organism in Eukaryota, Viridiplantae, Streptophyta, Magnoliopsida, Lamiales, Oleaceae. The record is from the annotation of a GenBank genome assembly.